Nycticebus coucang (slow loris) is the source of this 3399-nucleotide messenger RNA. RefSeq names its product zinc finger protein 624. The transcript has a single exon. NCBI's taxonomy places the organism in Eukaryota, Metazoa, Chordata, Mammalia, Primates, Lorisidae. The coding region runs from base 418 to 2523 and encodes 701 amino acids. The record is from RefSeq and is a predicted model, not a curated record.
AGUACUUCUCACUAUUAAAAAUAUCAGUAAAUACAAGUAUUAUUUUUGAUAAGCUUGUUGUUCAACUCACUUUUUGGAAAUCAAAAUGUUUUCUUCCAUAAAAGUUCUACUGAAUAGGAUGUACAAAGACUUGAAUAAACUGUUCUUCCAGGGAAAUUUGAGAAAACCCUCAUAAUAGAGCUAAUCGACCAAGAAUGAGAACAAAUAGAAAGUGUGGUUGGGAGUUAUUGUCCUGUUAAGAUAAUAAAAUUUCCUCAGCUAGGAAAGGAGUUACUUGAUUUUUCUCUUUUUAUCCCCCUAGACUUAGAGACCAAACCUGGAACCAAGAAUGCUACACUAACAGAUGACAUUUCUGAAGAUUUAUCACAGGAGGCCAUAGUAGAGAAACUCACCGAGAGUGGUCUGUGGGAUUCCAGAAUGGGAGGAUUAUGGAAAUGGAAUGACAGGAUAUUAAGACAGCAAAAUAGUCAGGACAGUAAUUUGAGUCAAAGAACAAUUACUCACAAGAAAACUCCCACUGGUCAAAGAGAUUAUAGAUUUGGAUCUGUUCUUGUUACAGAACCAGCACUUGCCACAGAAGAAUCCCACAGCAGAUGCCAAAUACAUGAGGAAAAUUUCACAGAGAAUUUAGAUUUUAUUACAGGUACCCAUUUGGGGAAGAUAGUUUACAAGGACACAGAAAGCAGCAAAACCAUAAAGCAGACUUCAGAACUUACUUUGGGGAAAAAAUCCAAUGAUAGAGAAAAACCCUAUGAAUGUAGUACAUGUGAAAAGGCCUUUCGUUAUAGGUCAUUACUCAUUCAACAUCAAAGAACUCACACUAAAGAGAAACCUUAUGCAUGUGCCGAAUGUGGGAAAACAUUCAGCCAGCCUUCGUAUCUCAGUCAGCAUAAAAAAAUCCACACUGGAGAAAAACCUUAUAAAUGUAAUGAGUGUGAAAAGGCCUUCAUUGCUUCUUCAUCACUGAUGGUACAUCAGAGAAUCCAUACAAAAGAGAAGCCUUAUCAAUGCAAUGUCUGUGGAAAAUCCUUCAGCCAGUGUGCCCGUCUGAAUCAGCACCAGAGAGUUCAAACUGGAGAGAAACCCUAUCAAUGUAGUGAAUGCGGGAAAGCUUUUAGUGACAAAUCAAAACUGGCAAGACAUCAGGAAACUCACAAUGGUGAGAAGCCCUUCAAAUGUAAUGAUUGUGGAAAAGCCUUCAGGAAUAAGUCAUAUCUCAGUGUGCACCAAAAGACCCAUACUGAAGAGAAACCAUAUAAGUGCAAUGAGUGUGGGAAAUCUUUCAAGAAUACCACAAUAUUUAAUGUUCAUCAGAGAAUUCAUACCGGAGAGAAGCCCUUUAGAUGUAAUGAAUGUGGGAAAGCCUACCGAAGUAAUUCAAGCCUUAUUGUACAUGUAAGAACUCACACUGGGGAAAAACCCUAUGAAUGUAAUGAAUGUGGGAAAGCCUUCAACCGCAUAGCAAAUUUCACAGAACAUCAGAGAAUUCAUACAGGAGAAAAACCCUAUAAAUGUAAUGAAUGUGGAAAAGCCUUCAUUAAUUAUUCAUGCCUUACUGUACACCACAGAAUGCACACAGGAGAGAAACCUUAUAAAUGUAAUGAAUGUGGAAAGGCCUUCGUGCGUUCUUCCUCUCUAAUUAUACAUCAGCGUAUUCAUACUGAAGAGAAACCUUAUCUAUGUAAUGAAUGUGGGGAAUCAUUCAGAAUAAAAUCACACUUAACUGUGCAUCAGAGGAUUCACACUGGAGAGAAACCUUAUAAAUGUAGUGACUGUGAGAGGGCAUUCACCAAAAUGGUAAAUCUCAAGGAACAUCAGAAAAUUCAUACUGGAGUGAAACCCUAUAAAUGUUAUGAUUGUGGAAAGUCCUUCAGGACUAAGUCAUACCUUAUUGUACAUCAAAGGACACAUACUGGAGAAAAACCCUAUAAAUGUAAUGAAUGUGAGAAAGCCUUCACUAAUACAUCACAGCUCACUGUGCAUCAACGAAGGCACACGGGAGAGAAACCCUAUAAAUGUAAUGAAUGUGGGAAGGUUUUCACAAGUAACUCAGGCUUUAAUACCCAUCAGAGAACACAUACUGGAGAAAAACCAUUUAAAUGUAAUGACUGUGGAAAAGCAUUUAGCCAGAUGGUACAUGUCACAGAACAUCAGAAAAUCCACAGUGGAGAGAAGCCCUAUAAGUGUGACGUCUGUGGAAAAGCCUUCAGGAGGGGUUCAUACCUUACAGUGCAUUGGAGAACACAUACUGGAGAAAAGCCCUAUACCUGUAAGGAAUGUGGAAAAGGUUGUAUUACUCUAUCACAGCUAACUCUACAUCAGAGAAUUCAUACUGGGGAGAGGCCCUAUAAAUGUGAAGAAUGUGGAAAGGCCUUCAGAACUAACUCAGACUUUACUGUACACCUGAGGAUGCAUACUGGAGAAAAACCCUAUAAAUGUAAUGAAUGUAGGAAAGCCUUCAGGAGUAGUUCAAGCCUUACUGUACAUCAAAAAAUACAUCAGAGAGAAACUCAAUUAAUAUAGAGAACCAUAAAUCAUUCAUUCAAAUGUCAACUCCACAAGAUGAAUUUGAUAAACUAUAUUUUAUGAAUGUGGGGAAUCUUCAUUAAAAAUUCACCCACAAUAUACACUAGAUACUCUAGAAACAUAAUGAAUGUGGAGAAGCAUUUAGUUAUAUUAGACCUUAGAAGUUAUAAGAAAAUUCACACUAGAGAAAAAUAACAUACAAAUGAAAGUCUUCAUUCAGAUUUCAUACUUUACUCAUUUAACAAAUUAUCUUCAAUUAAUUUAUAUAUAUAUGCCUAUUUUUCUAUUGGUUUAUCUGCCUUUUCUUAUAAAUCUUGAGGUACUUUUUAUAUAUUUUAGAUAUUAGUCCUUUGUUAUUUGUGUAGCAAAUAUUUAUCUUAAUCUAGUAUUUGUCAUUAUACUUUUAAAUAGAGUCACAUUUUUAUUCUUAGAGUAAACUAUAUCUUUUCAUUUUUAGAUUCUCAAUUUACUCAUUUAGAUUAAAAGAGGUAUCCUUAAUUCCUGGAUAUCCUCAGUUUGUUUCUAAGAUUUUAGAAAGUUUGUUUCUAACUUUAGUUUUUACAUUCAAGUCUUAAGUCCCUCUGGACUGGAUGGUUCUUCAUAGAAGAACAACUAUAGAUGACCAUUAACCUACGAAAAUAUUUUGAAUCUAAAUAGUGCUCAGGGAAAUGCAAAAUAAAAUGACCAGUGAGAUGAAACUUCUCCUUCAUGGAGAUGGCAAAAAUUAAGAGAUCUUUUACUAAUGAGGUUUAUAAAAUAAUUUACAUUAAGGUUGUAUAACUUCUAUUUCCACCAGCAAUCCAGCAAUAUAUAAUUAAAAUAUUAACUAUAGUAUAUGCCCUUAGGCCCAGUAGUCUCACUUUGGGGAAUCUG